Messenger RNA from Helianthus annuus (common sunflower), 1803 nucleotides. RefSeq names its product transcription factor TGA1. The transcript has 9 exons. Gene Ontology annotation, molecular function: DNA-binding transcription factor activity; sequence-specific DNA binding. NCBI's taxonomy places the organism in Eukaryota, Viridiplantae, Streptophyta, Magnoliopsida, Asterales, Asteraceae. Gene Ontology annotation, biological process: regulation of DNA-templated transcription; DNA-templated transcription. The record is from RefSeq and is a predicted model, not a curated record. The coding region runs from base 267 to 1370 and encodes 367 amino acids.
CUAUAUAGUUAAUAUAUAUUAUAAUACACAUAGAAUAUAUCUAUAUCAGACUAUAUCUAUAUGCAUUUUUGUAUUAUAUAAAACUAGAAGCUGUUGUCUUCUUCAUAUUCGAUUAGGGUUUCUUCAACAAAUUCAUCUCAAUUUGCUAAUUAUUAUCCUAUUGAUUAAUCGAAUUCACACUUCAAACAUCUUCAUGUAAUCACUUCAGGUGUAAUGAUAGAGAUUAAGAUUAUUGAGUGGCGUAUUCGUUUAACUGACGAAACAGGAUGAAUUCUUCAUCGACUCAGUUUCUCAACUUCAAGAGGAUGGAUGUGUAUGAGCCGAUGCACCAGUUUAGUAUGUGGGGAGAUUUUAAAGGUAACAUCUAUCAAGAUGCAGCUGCAACCAUGAUUAUAGAGAUGGAUGCAAAGCUAGAUAACCAGCUGUCGGAGGAUGCAUCACAUACAACAAAUGGGCCUUCGAAUCAGUGUGAUCAAGAAGCUAGUAAACCGGUUGAUAAGGUUCUGAGACGCCUUGCACAAAAUCGUGAGGCAGCUCGAAAAAGUCGAUUGCGGAAAAAGGCCUAUGUUCAGCAGCUGGAAGCUAGUCGCUUGAAACUGCUUCAACUUGAACAAGAACUUGAACAAACUAAGGCACAGUGUGCUUUAAUGAGUGGUGGAGUCAAUGCUAGUCAGCUUGGGUUCCAUGGAGCUGCAACCUCAGGCCUCUUAGUGACACCUGCAGGAAUUAGUGCAUUUGAGUUAGAAUACGAGCAGUGGGUUGAAAUACAAAAUAAAAAAACUACCGCUUUAAAGUCAGCAUUGCAUUCAGCUUUACCCGAUCCCGAGCUUGAUAUACUCGUCAAGGACACGUUAAACCACUACGCGAAUCUCUUCAACAUUAAAGCAACUGCAGCAAAGACUGAUGUCUGCUAUCUCAUAUCCGGCGUCUGGAAAACAUCAACCGAACGUCUUUUCUUGUGGAUUGGAGGCUUUCGACCUUCAGACCUUCUUAAGGUUCUUGUACCGCAACUUGACCUGUUGGACCAACAAUCACAUGAUCUGUAUAACCUGACUCAAGCAUGCCAGCAAGCCGAAGAUUCUCUCUCGCAAGGAAUGGAAAAACUUCAGCAAACUCUUGCCGAGGCUGUGGCGUGUGGUCAAGAGUUGGGUGGCGGUGGCUACGAGAUGCGUAAUGCGAUGGAUAAAUUAGAAGAGCUAGUAAGGCUCGUUAUUCAGGCGGAUUUCGUUCGUCAUGAAACCCUACAACAGACGCUACGCUACCUAACCACCCGACAAGCCGCGCAAGGGUUAAUCUCGUUAGGUGAGUAUUUCCAUCGCCUUCGUGAACUUAGCUCGGCCUGGGCUAUGCGGCUUUGUGAACCUGCUUAGUUAUUCGUCUUGAACCCACCGCACCAUGCUAGUGGCCGACUGGUCUGUGUAUAAAGAUAUGGAAUCAUAGCCUAUAGUAGUAUUUUGGCAGUUUUUCAUAAGCCUUCCACAAUUGAGGAGUUAUAUAUCAUAUUUGAUCAUCAUCAUCAUCAUUACCGUCGUCGUCAUCAUCAUCGUCGUCAUGUCGAAAGUAGCAGUGUGUAAGCAGGAGUCUUUUGUGCUUGUAUAGUUUAUAUACACAUGGAGAUAAGUUUUGGUGAGAAUUCAAGACAUGGAGGUUGUUGAAUUAAGACAAUUGUUUGUUGUAUGGUUUAUACAUUGUACAAAGUAGGAUCCUCAGUUUGUUUGAAGCUUACUAAAAAGAUGUUGAGAGUUUGAUAAGAAAACAUUUCUGUACAUGUUAAAAGCUAAGAGUUUGUGCUUGUUGCAAUUA